AUGGUCUCUGGGAAAUGCGUCAGGGUGCUCCGCGCACAUGGGCAGCGGUGCGGGCUCAGGCUCCGGCCGGAGGUGGCGGGUUUUUGUGCCUCAGAGGUGGCAGCCCGGCCUCCGGCUGGGUGCUGGAGGAAGACGGGGGGAGCGCGGGGGGGGGGGGGGCAGAGCAGGGCGGCUGGCGGUGGGGGCUGCUUGGCGGCUGGCUGGGCGGCCGUUCCGCACCGAGAGCCAGCGCGGGUGCCAGGCUGGGCGCGCUGCCUGCCCCGCGGCGCCUCAGGCCUGCCUCUCCCUAGGGCGGAGAGCCGGGGCCUGGGGAGGUUCCUCCUCCCAGCCGCACGGGGCCCCCGUGCCGCGGACGGGCCCCUGCUGCGCAGGCCGGCCUGGGGCUGGCGGCUCCCCGGCCUGGCGGAGCGUGGCAGGCCGCAGGCUGGACGGGCGGCCCUGGCGGCCUCACAGUCCCCCGCCUGCCUCCUGGUCGCCCGCUGCAGCAGCACCAGCACCAGCACCACCCCCUCCAACCCCGGCAGCAAGCCCUGGGCCGAGCACGAGAUAUUUGGCUACAAAACUCAAGGCUGCCGGAAAGCCAUGUUCAUUGCUGGAUAUAUCUUCUCCUGUGGGGCUCUUCUCCUUCUGUCUUCCUGGAAGCCAGCAUGGGAUGUGUGCAUCCCAUGUAACUUGCAAGAAGCAGAUGUCAUAUUGCUUAGAAUAACAGAUGAAUUUCAAAAAUACACCAGAAAGAAGGUGACCUGGAUUGACUUGUCCACAUUGAAUCUAUCAGUUGGAGAUACAUCAGAUAAUCUCUUCAUUGCUGACAAAGAUUCUGUCAUAAACAGAGCCAUAAUGAAGCCAGAAUUAAAAGUCAGAAGCAUCCAGGUACAGAAAAUCCAGUAUAUUUGGGAUCUCUUUGUGAAGCAAUUCCAGAAACUUGGAUUGCUAGAUGACAGCAACUCAUGUUAUGACAUACAUCACCAGUUUGGAACUGGUCUGACGCGCGAAGAACAGAAUAUCAGGAACAGUCCACAGCAUUUCUAGAGGUUAGUGUGUGGGCCCAAUGCCAUUGAAGUUGAAAUUCGGCCUAUUUGGAAGUUACUUUUUAAAGAGAUUUUAAAUCUCUUUUAUGUGUUCCAAACCUUCACUCUGACUCUGUGGUUGAGCCAAGGUUACAUCGAGUAUUCCAUGGCUAUCAUAAUCUUGUCAGUCAUUUCUAUUGGCUUAACAGUGUAUGAUCUCAGACAGCAAUCUGACAAGCUGCAUGAUCUUGUUGAAGAACACAACAAAGUCCAGGUUACAGCCUGCACAAAGGACGAAGAUGAGUUGAAGUCUCGUUAUUUGGUCCCAGGAGACAUCCUUGUUUUAGAAGGAAAGAAGCAUUCUUUGCCAUGUGAUGCUAUCCUGAUCGAUGGAGGCUUUAUUGUAGAUGAAGGCAUGCUCACAGGUGAAAGUAUUCCAGUCACUAAAACCACUUUGCCCCAUACUGAGAACACCAGGUCCUGGAAAACACAUAGUACAGAGGAUUACAAAGACGCCCUCUUCUGUGGAACAGAGCUCGUCCAGACCAAGCUCACAGGCAAAGGACCAGUGAGAGCUGUUGCGCUGCAAACUGGGUUCAACACAGCCAAAGGCAAUCUGGCGAGAUCCAUCCUCUACCCCAAGCCCAUGAAUUUCAAACUCUACAGAGAUGCCUUCAAAUUCAUCAGAAUCCUUACAUUAAUCAGCGUGCUUGGACUGAUCUAUACAGUGUGUGUGUAUAUACAGCACAAGAAACCAGUAGCUGAAACAGUGGCAAUGGCGCUACUCCUCUUCACUGUUUCUGUCCCUCCUGCAAUACCAGCUGCUUUGACAACAGGGAUUGUUUAUGCCCCAAAGAGACUGAAGAAUAAGAACAUUUUCUGCAUCAGCCCCCAGAGGAUCAAUAUAUGCGGGUAAAUAAACCUGGUUUGCUUUGACAAAACUGGCACCCUAGCAGAAGAUGGACUGGACCUCUGGGGGCUGAUCCCUUCAGAAGAAAGAUGUUUCCAGAACGUCCACAGCUUUGCCUCUGGUACUCCUUUGCCUUGGGGACUGCUGUGUGGAGCCAUGGCGAGCUGUCAUUCACUCAUAGCUCUGGAUGAGAAGAUACAGGGAGACCCACUGGACAAGAAAAUGUUUGAGGGCACUUGCUGGUCUCCAGUGGAUGGGAUAGCAAUCCUACAUCAGUUCCCAUUUUCCUCCGGGCUGCAGAGGAUGUCUGUCAUUACCCAGCAGAUUGGGAAAGACCCAUAUGAUCUGUAUAUGAAAGGAGCACCAGAAAUGGUGACCAGUUUUUGAAGACCAGAAACUGUACCAGCUGAUUUUGUAAAGGAGCUUAAGGUUUACACGACCCAAGAUUUCAGAGUGAUUGCACUGGCACAUAAAGCACUAAACAUGGGAAAGGAUGUGGAACUGGACAACUUAGAAAGGGAGGAGGUGCAGUCCGAGCUGACGUUCCUUGGCCUUCUGAUAAUGGAAAAUCGGCUGAAGACAGAGACCAAGCCUGUCCUGGAAGAACUCAGCGCUGCCCGCAUCAGGAGCAUUAUGAUCUCAGGUGACAACCUUCAGACAGCUGUUACUGUGGCCAAAAAAUCCAAAAUGAUUUCCAAGACCAGCAAAAUGAUUCUCAUUGAAGCAAGUGAACCAGAAGGACCCACCCCAGCAUCCAUUACCUGGCAACUAGUGGAAGAUAGCAAACAAAAUCACUGUAAGACAUGUGUUAAUAUUGAGGAAAGGACCAUUUCUGAAAGGGAAAGCAACAAUUACCAUUUUGCCUUGAAUGGAAAAUCCUAUCAGGUUAUAGUGAAGCAUUUCAAGAGUUUGCUGCCACAGAUACUAGUGAAUGGGACUGUUUUUGCUAGAAUGUCUCCUGGGCAGAAAUCCAGCCUCACUGAAGAAUUUCAAAAACUGAAUUACUAUGUGGGUAUGUGCGGAGAUGGAGCCAAUGAUUGCGGGGCUUUGAAAAUGGCCCACGUAGGGAUAUCUUUGUCAGAGCAGGAGGCAUCAGUGACUUUGCCUUUCACCUUGCAAAUCCCCAAUGUAGAGUGUGUGCCCAAGCUGAUCAGGGAAGGUCGUGCCGCUUUGGUUGCUUCUUUUGCUGUGUUUAAGUACCUGACCCUAUACGGCCUGACUCUGUUUAUUGGCACUGCUCUGCUUUACUGGCAACUACAGAUAUUUGGGAACUACCAGUACCUUAUGCAAGAUGUUGUCAUCACCCUUCUGGUUUGCUUAACAAUGAGUUUGACCCAGGCCUACCCGAAGCUGGCCCCUUACAGACCUCCAGGGCAGCUCAUCUCUCCUCCUUUGAUACUCUCAGUCAUUCUCCGUACUGCAGUCAAGCUGGUCUAUGGCUUCCUUUUUGUGAAGCAGCAGCCUUGGUACUCGGAAAUGGCCACCCACAGAAUGCAGCAGAAUGGCGAGUCUAGCCCAAAGUUAGAAUAUUGCUAUUAG
This is a messenger RNA of Dermochelys coriacea (leatherback sea turtle), 3456 nucleotides long. Its product is annotated as probable cation-transporting ATPase 13A5. NCBI's taxonomy places the organism in Eukaryota, Metazoa, Chordata, Testudines, Dermochelyidae. Gene Ontology annotation, molecular function: ATP binding; ATP hydrolysis activity; P-type transmembrane transporter activity. The record is from RefSeq and is a predicted model, not a curated record. Gene Ontology annotation, biological process: polyamine transmembrane transport; intracellular calcium ion homeostasis. Gene Ontology annotation, cellular component: late endosome membrane.